CCCUCUUCAUUUGCUGCUGCAGGCUUGAAUGGAGGUAUGGCUCACGAGAAUGAAGGCCAUCUUCGUGACAUCAGUCCUUCGAACAAGAGCAGCUAUUCUUCGGCGUCUGGAGUGUCCCUCUCUUCGCCUCUUCAACGACCCACCAGUCAGCAGACCAAUUCUUUCACGAUGUCUGUCUUUGAGGUUGGACUUCAAGCGGCACAGAAACGCAGCCACUCCGCUUCAGGCUCUAGCUACGACAACAGCACGGCCAUCACCACCAGCAAUAUCAGCAACACCACCACAUCCUCGGUCAUAGCUACCACUUCUUCAGCUUCGUCUGGCUUUGGAAUCGCAAAUUUUGUCGGCGAAGCCUCCAACGAGAACACUGCACCGGCUCUAAAUUUGACCAGCUCCAUAUCGGGACUGUCAAGGCGUGGAAAGCACUCCUCAACUUCUGGUUAUCAUCGUGAGGAGACGCAGAAACAGACCGUCUACCACGACGAGGAACUGGUAGACGUAGAGGGCAUUUCUGUUGAGAAUGAACAAGCCUCCUCCGCCGACUCCCGGUCUCUGUUGACGAUGAAGAAGCCGGUUCAGAAUAUUGGCUAG
Molecule: messenger RNA, 591 nt
Organism: Protopolystoma xenopodis
Lineage: Eukaryota; Metazoa; Platyhelminthes; Monogenea; Polystomatidea; Polystomatidae
Source: the annotation of a GenBank genome assembly